Molecule: messenger RNA, 4563 nt
Organism: Aspergillus pseudonomiae
Lineage: Eukaryota; Fungi; Ascomycota; Eurotiomycetes; Eurotiales; Aspergillaceae
Exons: 9
Coding region: 1-4563 (1520 amino acids)
Source: RefSeq, a predicted model, not a curated record
AUGUUCCGGAAAUUGGCUGAUUGUCUUAGCUGUGGAAAGGAUCACAGCGACCGUGGGGAUGAUAAUAAUGGGCCACCUUCCCAACCUGUCAAUGCGAACGGAGGAUUAAUAAAGGAGAAGGAGGAGGAGGCCAGCAAGGCAGGACUUCCAGCUCGUGUUCAAAGAAAGAGGUCGUCACUCAGUGCCCCUUCUUCUCCUGACCCUGCAUCGACUUCUCAGCUGUCGCUGCGAGAAGUAGAGAGCGAGCCGAAACCCCAGAAUCUUUGGGUUCUUGCGCACAAGAGGCUGAGCCCAGAGGAUCAGAAAUGCUUUGAAGUCGGGGCCCAAAAUACGAUGGAAAAGACAAUCGAGGAGGUGCUAGACAAGAUAGAAGAGAGAUGCAGGGAGUACAGUGAGGGUGGACUCCAGAUUCGAGGACUGCAUGGGAAGAGCAUCAAUGUCCAGGAAUGUUUCCGAGGGAUCAUCAAAUCCAUAUCUCAGGUGCAAGAACUUAUUAAGAAUGUGGCGUCGUUGGACCCAACGGGCCAUGCAUCGCAGGCAUGGACCAUUGUGUCAGUGGGACUUACUUUGGUAAACAACGACAUUGAACGCCGCGAUGCUGUCAUGGGAGCAUCUGGCUUUCUCGCAAAUACUCUCUCUUAUUACGCCAUUAUUGAGAAAAAUGACCGGAAUCGCCAGGUCGACAGCGCUGAGCAUAUCGAAGAGGCACUGGUGAAGGUUUAUACGGCUAUUCUUGAAUACACGGCUGAAGUUUAUAGGGCGAGUCGGGAAAAUGGAGCAGAUCGUGCGCGGAAAAGCGUUAGUGCCCUGGUCGAUCAACCGUUAAAACGUCUUAAAGACGCCAUCGAGCUGGAAAGGGAAAACGUCAAAGAAUGGACGGAGCUUGGUAGGAAUGAGGAUCAGCAGAAAUUAAAUACACGGGUCUUGAGCUCACUGGAUCUGGAGAUUUUGGAUUGGCUGUCACCAACAGAUCAGUCGGGCAGAGAACAGUCGGCAAUUUACAGCAAGGCUCAAUAUGAUCGAACUUCUCAAACAGGCGACUGGUUCCUUGACUCGCCAGAAUACCAAAAAUGGAAGGCUGAAUCUGGGAGCAUUAUGUGGCUCCAUGGAGUUGUGGGAUGUGGCAAAACAGUGCUUUGUUCAACCAUUGUAGCAGACGUUCUCCAGGCUUGUGAAUGCGAUCCGACAAAGAGACUAGCCUACUGGUACUUUACUUUCGAUCAAAAUAAACAGCAAGUCGUCGAUAUCAUGUUAAGAUCCGUCAUGCGGCAACUUUGUCCCCACCCGGUUCCGGAGUCGAUCGUGAAGCUGUGGAAAGAACAUCGCCAAGGUCGAGAACCAACACGGACAGAUCUUUAUAGUACUUUGGAGCAGAUGGUUGAAAGUUGUACAGGGCGCGUUAUUCUCAUCUUGGAUGCUUUAGAUGAGUGCCCGGAAAUACCGGGGAACCCUGCACGAGGUACAUUGUUGCAGUUCCUGAAUAGCCUUAUUGUUCGACAUAAGCAAACACUUCAUAUUCUUGCAACAAGUCGACCAGAGCCUGAUAUCCGUAGUCAUCUGUCAGAGCACACAGCCAUCGAUAUCGAAAAAGCCCUAAGCCAAGAUGUUGAGAGGUUUGUCAACGACAGACUUGAGACCGGGAAACUGGCGGAGUGGCUCAACAAGAACCAGCCCAUGAAAGACACAAUUCGAAAGAAACUACUGGGCAUAGAAAGGCCCCGUUUCCGAUGGGCUGACUUGCAAAUCAAGUCGCUAGAGAGGUGUAACAGGCCAACUGAUAUCGAUAAGACGUUAGAAACGCUGCCGAAAGACCUGUCGGGAACCUACAGGAAAAUUUUGAACGACAUCUCAGAGGAUGAUCGAGACGCUGCACGCACCAUUCUCAUUUGGCUGGCCUUCUCCCGGGGCCAACUGACACUGGAAUUUCUGGCAACGCUUGUCAACUUCAUUCGGCCACAAGGUGUGAUCGAUGUAUGUACGACAGACCUAAUUACAGUAUCCGAUAAUUUUGUUAGACUGGCGCACUUCUCGGUGAAGGAAUUCCUGGUCCCUUCGGAUAUCUCGAGUGAAACAGACUGGUACCAGUUUUCAGCCUCUACGGGGCAUUUCACCAUUGCCAAUGAGUCCCUUUCUCGUCUUCUACAAACAGACCACAACUUGACUAGGGAUGCGGCAUUUGACCAGCCAGUUUUGGUCUACGCGGCAAAAAAACUUGAUUUCCAUCUGUCCGAGCUAGAGCAAAUAGGACUUUGGCCUCCAGAACUACAGGAAAGUAUUGCGCAUCUAUUCGACUCUUCCGUCGCCUAUCUCAACUGGGUGCGAAUUGCCAAUGACGACAGGGAUUUUUCUAACGACUGGUACCUGUCAGCUGACAAUGUAGAACCUCCGAUAUUCAGAGCCUCAAAACUGGGGCUGAUCCAGGUUGUAGAAAGUCUACUGAAAAAUGGUGCUGAUCCUCUGGCACCCUUCUACAGGACCUUGUCAAAUAAGAAGAAUGGAUUAGAAGCUGCUGCGCGAUGGGGGCAUCUUGAUGUCUUGGAACUGCUUGUGCAAACGUCCACUGUCAUCCCCAAAAACCUGGCUUGUUCUAUUAUAAGAUCCAUCCGCUGUGGUCAGGAGCGGGAGAAGGUGUGCAAAAUACUUGCCUUACUUCAUGAAAAAGCAUCAUUUUACUACGACCCAGAACAUAGCAAUACAAUCGACAAACACAUCAUUGCAGCGGCGGCGGACAAUUGGUGGUCGGGAGAUGUUCUCAUACAAAUACUUCUUGAUUGGCCUACUAGAGGAGCUGUGUAUAUCACGAGGGGUGUUAUGCGUGCUGUGCUUCAUAAUACGAAGUAUGGUGAGAGAAUUAUGCAGCUGCUUUUGAGAGAACAGGGAACACAUGUUUAUAUGACCCGCAAUGGGAUUAAUUACAUGAUUGAAGAAGGAGGCUUCAAUCCUGAUGUGGUCAAGAUUGUAGCUGAAAUGCGCGGGCACGAGAUUCAGUUCAAUGAUCGGACUGUGACAUGCAUCGUGCGGUAUCCAAGCACCGAGGUAUUAGAAUUACUCUUGUCAAAUCGGGAUGACGUUUCCAUCACAACAGAGAUGUUGGAAGCAGCAGCCAGAAACUGGGACGGAUUAGGCGCGUUACGCCUUCUCUUGAAGAAAAGAGCACCCACCAUCAAUAUUACCAUGGAGAUGCUGGUUGCUGCAGCAGGGAAUUUCAGUGAUGGCUUCGAAAUGAUGAAAUUACUACUUGAGGAAUGGAGUCCGGAUACCCCUGUCGGCGAGGAAGUUAUUUAUAAGCUCGCAUCAAACAGGUACCACGGGCUAGAGAUAAUGAACCUCCUUCUACAAAACCAACAGACAGGAAUUACCAUCUCUCAGGAGGCUUUGGCUCGGGCUGCGAGAUGGACUGACAAGGAGAUGUUAGAAGUUCUUGUGAACAAUACGGAGUCGGGCGUUAAAAUCACGCCCGAGAUACUUUGCGCGGCAGCAAAGAACUGGAAGUCCGCGGAAGCUGUUAUGACGUAUUUGCUUGACCUUGGAGGGAAGGAUCUUGAGAUUCCAGAGAAUAUGCUAGUAUCAGCUGCUGAAAAUAGAUUCAAGGGGGCUAAUAUAUUAUGCUUGGUCCUCGACAGGUUCCCGGAAGUAAAGGUGACGGACCGAGUUUUCGAAGCGGCGUGUGGGAGUCAGGAUAGCAUGUCGGUAUUGCUGAAGCGAUUUCCCAAUCAGUUUCCCAAGGAAAUAGUGAUUGAAAAAAUAGCAACGGACACAAUAUCCGGAUACCAUGCUCUGGAGUUGCUUAUUCACCAGGGGGUUAUAGAUAUCGACCAGAAUCUGGUCGAGAAGCUUGCGGGAAAUUCUGAUGCUCUCAGAACUCUUAUAAAGUUCAAGCCAGACUUUCCAGUGUCGCAUCAAACUUUACUUGUGGCGGCAGAGAGUACCAUUUGCAUGGACAUCGUGCUUUUUGCUUGCAAGAUGGAGUUUACUAUAACAACAGACAUAGUUGACGCAGCAGUAGAGUCGACAGGAAUCGACGAAACACGGGAGCUGUGCGACUUCGCCGUCAUACGCUUACUUUUCGGCCAAUACGGGUCGAGAUUUCCGAUAACAGAAAUGGUGUUAACACGGGCAGCUCUACAUAAAAAUCCAUAUGGUGCACUUGAUUACCUCCUGGGAAAGGAACCCGGGGUGGACCUUCAGCGAGUGUGGGAAACCGUCUGGCAAAGUGAUUGCUCGGAAGUAGACAAGCUUGGCGCGUCUGAAGUCCUUCUAAAGCGCGCCGGUCUUGAAGUCACGGAAAGUAUGAUGGAGAAUACAGCCUCCAGGAGCGUUGAUUACAAAGAUGACUUUGAUGAUCUGGUUCAAUUCUCGAUCAGGGAAAAGAUACCAAUGCCUGGAAGCGAGAGGGCAAUGUGGAUUGUUAUACAAAGAUUUCAUGACUGGCGGACUGUGGAGAGCUUCCUGGAGUAUAAACCAGACAUCAGAAUUACUCUGGAGCAAUUCUAUGCCUUGGCGGGGUUUGAAUCUGUUCCUGAGGGUUUGAUACAAACGCUUCUUGCUCGCAAGGAUUUCUAG